Bombyx mandarina (wild silkworm) is the source of this 1395-nucleotide messenger RNA. RefSeq names its product tigger transposable element-derived protein 4. Gene Ontology annotation, molecular function: DNA binding. NCBI's taxonomy places the organism in Eukaryota, Metazoa, Arthropoda, Insecta, Lepidoptera, Bombycidae. Gene Ontology annotation, cellular component: nucleus. The record is from RefSeq and is a predicted model, not a curated record.
AUGAAACGAGCCAGAUCAACGAAGCAUACGAAUAUUGAGGAAGCUUUGCUGAAGUGGUUUAAAUAUCAAAGGGCUAAUAAUGUGCCAAUAAACGGACUGAUUCUUCAACAAAAAGCUAACGAUUUUGCUCAACGUUUUGGCGAAGAUUUUGUUUGCUCGUCUAGUUGGAUCCAACGUUUCCGGGCUCGGCACGGUAUUGUCGGCGGGAAAAUGAGUGGUGAAGCUGCUAGUGUUGAUAAGGAUACUGUAGAAGAAUGGAUAACGCAAAAGUGGCCUACAUUAUUCGAAGGCUACGGACCAGAUGAAAUUUUUAACGCAGACGAAACUGGACUUUUUUACAAUAUGACACCAGACAUGACUUUAAAGUUCAAAGGAGAGAAUUGUUCGGGAGGAAAAAUGUCUAAGACAAGAUUAACGAUCAUGGUUGCAGCAAAUAUGACAGGAUCCUGUAAAAGAAAGCUUUUAGUUAUUGGCAAAUCUAAGAAACCAAGAUGCUUUAAAAACAUACACUCACUGCCGGUAACGUAUGAAAACAAUGUGAAGUCAUGGAUGACAUCGGACAUUUUUGAGAGAUGGUUAAGAAACUGGGACGCUGAAUUAAAAGGAAACAAACAGAAAGUUCUACUUUUGGUUGAUAAUUGUCCUGCUCAUCCGGCUGUUACUAAUCUAAAAUGCAUUAAACUGGUGUUCUUACCACCAAAUGUUACAUCUGUAUUGCAACCAAUGGAGCAAGGUGUCAUAAGAUGUUUAAAAUCUCACUAUAGAAGACUGCAAGUGUUAAAGUUAAUACAAAAUCUUGACAGUAGCGAACAAAAAAGGUUUACGGUUCUUGAUGCCAUCUUAAUGAUAUCAGAAGCAUGGAAAAACGUUUCACAAAACACUAUAGCUAACUGCUUUAAACAUGCUGGUUUUAAAGACCUCUUAACAAUAACCUCAGAUGAUGUGACUGAUGAUGAUGGAGAGGACAAUAUUUCUCUUGCUCAAUUAGCCCUAAAUUUACGACCUGCUUCAUCUACUACUGAAGCAGCAGAGUUCAUUGAUGUAGAUAACUCUAUUGCAAUUUGCGCACGAGCUACGGAAUAUGAUAUUGUACGAGAUGUUCAAGAGGAAGAUGACGAACAGGAAGACUCUGAAGAACAAUUUACUGUACCAACUUUGAAUGAUGGUAUCAAUGCUGUUAGUAUAUUAAGAAAGAUUGUUCUUUUUAAUGAACAUUUCCACAUCCACAGCAAUUAUGAGGAUACGUUANAUGUAGAUAACUCUAUUGCAAUUUGCGCACGAGCUACGGAAUAUGAUAUUGUACGAGAUGUUCAAGAGGAAGAUGACGAACAGGAAGACUCUGAAGAACAAUUUACUGUACCAACUUUGAAUGAUGGUAUCAAUGCUCAAUUAUGA